Messenger RNA from Perkinsus marinus ATCC 50983, 1099 nucleotides. RefSeq lists its product as hypothetical. The transcript has a single exon. NCBI's taxonomy places the organism in Eukaryota, Perkinsozoa, Perkinsida, Perkinsidae. The annotation marks the transcript as partial. The record is from RefSeq and is a predicted model, not a curated record.
CUGAGUGCCGAGGAUCAACUUCUUCUACAAACUGCGAGCUUCUACAUCUACCUCGAUGAUAUUACCAUCUACUGUGAUCGAGAAGCUGUUGAUGCUGCAGACCGGUUUGUGAAUAUGAUGGAGAGUGUUCUCCUUCAAGCAGGCUUCGAGUUGCCUGCAUCUAAGCAACAUAAUUCUGAUAAAGAAAUGCAGUUCAAGCAUUUGGGUUUGAACUGGUGCUUUCGUGAAGGAAAUCUCGUGCUGUCCUGCAGAAAGUCUAUUCCUUCGGGUCUUAGAUUUCCUGAUGGUUCUUUCAAUAUGAAAUGGACUGCUCGUCUACUUCUUGGUAUUGCCGGUUGUGGUGGUACUGGUGUGGAUCCCUGUCGAUUGCAUUGUGAAGCACGACUAGCAGGAGAUUUACUCCGGUCCAUCGCUGGGAAGGGGAUGAAGGAUGCAGAUGAGUUGCUCUCGAUUGAGAAUGGCUCUGCUGACUUCAACAUCAUUUCCUCGUGUUUUACGACUCUUGAGGAGUAUUCUGCCCAACGAUGUGAACACUGGUGUUAUGGUGGUUCUAGUUUGGUGUGCUUUGUAGAUGCUUCCCCAGUUGGUUACGGGUGGUGUAUCAAGGUUGUGAAUGGUACGGUUACUAUAUCUGAUAUUAUUUCGGAACCCUCUAAGCCAAAUACAGAGGUGUGGGAUUUGGCAGAGCAGGCUGGCAUAUGGCUGAGUACUAAAGCACAACGGAGUUGGCAUAUCAACAGGAAGGAGCUUGCUGCUAUUGGGAAGCUCAUGUUGUAUUUGCAUGAGAUGUUGUGUAACCAUAGGACGAUUGGGCCCCCGAUUUCAUCAAUCUUCGUAUAUGCGGAUUCUCGGACAGCUCUACGGUGGAUGGAAAAUCGUGUUGGUGCUAAGUCUAUUGAGAAGGUUGCUGUACAAAGGUUAGUAUGUUGUAUAAAUGAGUUGGUCUCGGAUAUUCGUGCCCGUGGUAUAACUGUUACCUAUGGUAAAGUUGAGGGUGCUCUGAACCCUGCUGAUCGCCUCAGUAGACUGGUUGAGAAGUGGGGUCUUACUGCUUCUUUGGGUCUUGAUGAUGUGGAGCCAGAGAGUCUCUUUUACAGCU